UCUUAAGCAAACACAGUUACCUCAAUUUAUCCGCAAAAAUUGUAAACACCCUAAGUAUUUAUAUUAUAUACUUUAUAAUGUAGAGAAUGUAAAAUGGUAGAGGGGUAAAUGCGACGAGAGUAAUAAGAAAGGUCAUUGGGUUAAAGGUACUCGAUAGGAAGGUCGGACGCGGACAAUGGAGUCCAGUACUCUUGGCUGUGGAAGCUGGCAAACGUCACCCAGUCACCGUACAGCUAUCUGUGGACCAAUACCAGCACCGCGCCGGAAUUGGUCGCGGGGCCAUCCAGGAGAACCAUGUACGUCACCGCGUUGUACUUCACGAUGACUUGCAUGACCUCUGUGGGCUUUGGUAACGUCGCCGCCGAGACCGAUAACGAGAAGAUUUUUACCAUCUGCAUGAUGAUCAUUGCCGCCCUGUUGUACGCCACGAUCUUCGGUCACGUGACUACGAUAAUCCAACAGAUGACGUCUGCUACGGCCAAGUAUCACGACAUGCUAAACAACGUGAGGGAGUUUAUGAAGCUGCACGAGGUGCCAAAGGCUCUUAGCGAACGCGUGAUGGAUUACGUGGUGAGCACCUGGGCGAUGACCAAGGGCCUAGACACCGACAAGGUACUCAACUACUGCCCCAAGGAUAUGAAGGCGGAUAUCUGCGUUCAUCUCAAUAGGAAGGUCUUCAACGAACACCCUGCAUUUAGAUUGGCCUCUGAUGGUUGCCUCCGUGCCCUAGCGAUGCAUUUCACAAUGUCCCACAGCGCACCUGGUGAUCUAUUGUAUCACACGGGCGAGUCUAUCGACUCGUUGUGCUUCAUCGUAACCGGAAGUCUCGAGGUGAUCCAGGACGACGAGGUCGUGGCGAUCCUUGGCAAGGGAGACGUGUUCGGCGACAGCUUCUGGACAAACCCGUCCAUAGGACAAAGCGCCGCCAAUGUUCGAGCUCUAACCUACUGUGAUCUUCACACGAUCAAAAGAGAUCGAUUGUUGGAGGUGUUGGAUUUUUAUCAGGCCUUCGCCAACUCCUUCGCCAGAAAUCUCGUUCUAACCUAUAACCUUAGCCACCGGGUGCUUCUCAACUUACGGAGUUGAUCAAUGUGGCCUCUGAACCGCCAUUUUUGAUUCCUCGCCAUUUGCUGUCACGAUACGCAAGUUUAAAUUAUCCCGCGCAAAAUACAAAAUCGAAUUUCAAGUUGUUUGGUUGAUCUUCCGGAAGGUGGCCGAUGUCCGUCGAGAAAAGGAGCUGGCUGAGAGGAGGAAGAACGAGCCGCAGCUAGAUCAAGCGCAGGAUCACUUGGUGCGCAAAAUCUUCUCGAGGUUCAAGACCGACGGGGAAGCCCAGAUCGGCGUGAGCAGGGCCGCGAACGGACGGUCCCAACAGGAUUCCGACGAGGAGCUCACCGUGAACGUCCUGCCGCCCUGGCCCAGUUUUAGGCAAUUUCAUUUCUUACGUAUUUAUUUAUCUUUCUUCAUUCUUUUUAUUGCCAUCUUUGCUACUUCUUACUCGUGUCGUAUACCGAUCUUUUAUGCAACUCGCGCGAGCGUCUCCUCCUCCGGGAGCGACCGGCAUAACGCAUUUCUAGAGAGAAAGGUUCCGAAGGGUAUCACGGAUGUGCAAUCGCUGUACACACGCUUGAAAGAGAAACUGAUACUGUAUUUUCUCACUCAGCACGUCUACGAAGUAGCCUGGGGAUAUGAAGUUGGAAUAGUGGGCAAUAUUUAGGUGGUGUGUCAUCCUGAACAAUCAAGGCAAUGAAAAAGAGUACACAAGGGUAGCUGCAUGAAUGCAACGAGAGAUCAGAUCACUGAGAUUACUUUAGACCACUUGACGAUUACAUUAAUUCAAUUAAUAUUGAAUUACAGAACUGGCAAUGCUAUGUACCUUCACGAGAUUGAUCGAUCAAAGGUAGAACAGAAACAUAUGUUUGAUACCAAAUUUGGAAAUGGAAAGAUAGAUUUUGAGAAGUUGAGAAGAGAGAGGCUGAGUAGCAUAAAUGAAAUGGAAUGAGAGAGGUUUGUCCCACCUGUGUCCCAGUAUAAAGUUAAAUUAUGUACCAAACGACGUUCUUGUACGUUUUGAACUGUUUUCUUCAAUGACUUGAAUCAUCCGGGAUCACACCAUGCAAAUAUUGCUGGACUACUUUUCAUCUCAUCCUAUGCUGUUUAGACGAUGGUGUUUAGACGAUGGGAAAUUUCGAAAUCGAUUUGCCCAGGAGCUGCAUCGUUCAAUGAUGCGCGUACACAUCACCCGGUGCCAUUAAUAUACAAAUCUUUAUUCAUUUUUGACGAUCACUGCAGUUCCGACGAAUGCUAGAGUGCUGUAAAAUAUACGGCUUUAGAGGGUUAUGCGCAUCUUUCUCCCACAUAAAUAAAUAAAUAUAUAUAUACAUAUAUUACAUAUUCUUAGUGGAACCAGGAUUUAUAUAGAGCGAAUUCGAAGACUCUCUGUUUCUUUCAAUCUAAUCUAAUCUAAUCUCUUCUGUGUACUUGCGAGCAAUCGUGCUGUUUCAUUUAUUUAAAAGAGCAUGAUUGCUAAUGUGUUGACAAAGCAAUGUAAGAGAGCAAAAAUGGAGUAAGACACUUCUUUUCUAAUUAGCUGACAUUUUUCAAACUACUAAUAUCUACAUAUAAUUACUAAUAUGCAAGUACUUCUGUAAUGAAAAUAUCAUUGUUUCAACUAUUUUGAUACUAAACUGUGACCUUGUAGACCAUCGUGAUUGAACUCUCAUUCAAGAUAGCACAAACCUUGAUGAUUACUCCCUAAUCAAACAAGAUGACACAAUGAAAUCAACUGAUGUUGAGUUUCACGUUCACAUCAAUUUUGAAUUUGACCAAUUUGUGUUAAAUGUCAGUCCACUCGUUUGCUCUCGAUAUUACUUUGCUUUUCUAUUAAGAACCAAGGGAGAAACUAAAAAAUCCUCCCCACGAAAUUCUUUUGAAAGUGAUACCAGAGUCUUCCAUCGCGCCUCGAGCAUCCGUUCCUUUUACGAUUUUAUGCAACGCCGAAUGCAUGUGACGUACACACUCUAGGAUUCAAGUUUCUCUCUGUCACCUGUAUUUAUAUACAUACAUAUACGUGUAACGUGUAUGCGUGCGAUACAUGUAUGUAUGUAUGUACAUUAUAUAUAUAUAACGAUGCCAAGUAGCUGCUUGAAAAACUGCCAGACUGCCAAACGAUUUCCAACGAAGGUUCAUUCGAAUCUUCAAUUUCUCUCUUGAUCGACCGAUUUUAUUUCUAGAAGCCUCGAUCGGCGGCAUGUUUCUUCCGUGCAUGAUAGACACAUAGAGUACUUUUUAAUAACGAUUAACAGUUUAGAGCGAAGAGACGAGAUCAGAACGAACGAGGGCGGGGUACAUUCUUUUCUUCUUUUUUUUUCUCGUUUCUUUUCUUUUUUUUUUUUCU
Heterotrigona itama is the source of this 3397-nucleotide messenger RNA. Lineage: Eukaryota; Metazoa; Arthropoda; Insecta; Hymenoptera; Apidae. The record is from the annotation of a GenBank genome assembly.